UCGAAUAAUCGUCUGUUUGAGUCAAUCGGAGUUUGACCUGAAAGCAGACAACACGAUGUCCUCGUUUUUAUGUGUUUUGUUGCUGGGCGUUAUUCUUGUGGCCUGUGUCCAGGGAUUGACCGAGGACCAGCUUCUGCAGAAUUUGAAGAAUGGCAAAGCUGACCAGAUUGAUUUUGGUGGUAUAGUUGAUGGCCUAGGAAGUAAAACAGAAGACCACGUUGAUGUAGAAGACAUUUUGGAACAGCUUGGAUUCCAGGAGAAGAUAGAUGCCGUCAAUGAUGAUGAUGAAGACAUGAAACGUGUUGGAUGGAAUUGGGCCACUAGGCGUCUGAAGUCCCAAAAAGACAAUGGAUUGGGAUGGUGGUACAUCCCAAAACAAAAAGCGAACAGUGUGAAGGAUCCUGCCCCUUGGUGUCAGUCACAUAGUUCCGGAGGUGGAUGCUGUGUACAGAGGACGAUGAACGUACACGGGAAGACAUAUCACUUGAACGCGUGUGUAAACGUGGACUUCCACCCUCAUGCAAAUGAGUACUCGAUCUACUUCAGUGUAAAUGGGUACUCUCUCUUCCACAAGGACACAGACCUGAACAUGAAUGAAAUGGAGGAAUGUUUCUCGGCGUCCUCGCUGGUUCCUGGUAGCAAGAUUUGCAUUAAACUGUACAAAAUCUGCACGAAACACAAGCAUAUGUGCGCCGCCCUGGAGGGCAAGGCCGUCAUCAAGGGCGUAAAGAAAAACGUUCAGCUGGACUACGGAUGUUUCCAAAUCGGUUCCGUAGACGAGAACGAGGAUGAGCAGGUGCCCGAUGACAUGGAAACAGAGGAGCAGGCAACAAAAGCUGAGAUGUUCCGAGCUCUCUCUGAUCAGCUAGAUCUGAGUAAUGGGGUUGAUGAAACGAGCUCUACCGAAGAUGACACACUGCUUUUUGAAAAUUGAUUCCGCAGUGUUAAACAUAAAGAUAAAGUCAUACUAUGGAAAGCCAAUCGGGACAUUCCAAUUUCUUAUUGCUACUUGCCAAUUGUUUAUUACGUAUUGUCAGCUCUAUUUGCCUAUUAAUAAAAACGUCUGCCUUUGGUAUUAAAAUACGUGCUUAUGAAAUGUUUAACGAAAUUUAACAGUCAUGUGGACCCCUUUUGUAAACAUUAUGCGCUAAUAUAAAGCAUGUAUGUGAGAACAGCUGGAAAAUGUCACCUGCCGUUUGCUCAUUGCAAAAUGCUCGGUGCUCUCUGUCUAUGGCUUCUGCUAAUUGCUCAUUGCCAAUUGCUGUGCGCAAAUAGCAUUAAACCUGUAGUAGUCAAAAUGCCAUCUUUUGUUCUUUGAUACGAAAUAAGCAUUGUUGGAUGUUUCGACAACCUUGAAAAAUCCAUUUUUACCCUAGAUAUAGACAAAUACAUGCUACGAUAUAAGUUAAAUAUCAGUUUCAAGUAUGCUUUUUAAUGAACAAAGUAAAAAAUAGCAAUUGGCAAAUAGCAACAGAACACCACACCUUUGCGUAACAUCAGAUAGUGAAUACUUUAAUGUUGAAAUAACCUGUCUAAUAAUCAUUGUAAAAUGAAAAAGUUUAAACUUAACUAAAUAGAAACUAUCAAGAAUCAUCUUGCGAAUAUGCAAGAUGCAAAUAGCAAAGAUCAAUUGACAAAUGGCAAUCAGCAAUUGGCAUGUUCCAACCGGAUUUCCAUAUUUAUGGCAAUACAUGUUAUUAUUUAUGUAAAAAUGAUCAUAUAAAAACGAAAUUUUGGAGGCGGUGAUAUAUGCGAACAAUAUGAAAGUAUUAUUAUGCAAAACAUAUUUAAUUGAUUGGGCAUUGGACAUUCAGCAUCAUAACGACAAAAUUACAGGCAAUGCGAAAGUCCGUCGGACAGUCAGAUAUGUCCGGUAUAUUUCCAUUUUGACCGACGAAACUGUUUUGGUUUUCAGUUUCUAUUUGAUAGUAUUCAAUAAAUGUUCAGUGAUAUUUUUAACUAUUACAUUAUGAUUAUCACUAUUGUAUACCCCGUUUUGCACAUGUUAUCGUAAAAACCUAAAAAUACACGUCUCGUACCUUUAUACCCAAUGAUGGCGGAAUUUUACGGAAAUGUUCGGAAAUUACAAAAUGCACAUAAAGUAAACCGGACAAUUUAACCCAUUUUGUUUCAAAUCCAAAUAUGUAUGUUAAAUCGAUAAUAAAACAUAUGGUUUGUGUAUUUCCUACUAUUUUGCAACAGCAUUCUGGUCAAGUAAAGCAUCGUAUACCCUUCA
Mya arenaria is the source of this 2236-nucleotide messenger RNA. RefSeq lists its product as uncharacterized. Bases 56 to 934 code for a protein of 292 amino acids. The record is from RefSeq and is a predicted model, not a curated record. Lineage: Eukaryota; Metazoa; Mollusca; Bivalvia; Myida; Myidae. The transcript has 8 exons.